Molecule: messenger RNA, 558 nt
Organism: Plasmopara halstedii
Lineage: Eukaryota; Oomycota; Peronosporomycetes; Peronosporales; Peronosporaceae
Product: Winged helix-turn-helix DNA-binding domain
Exons: 1
Coding region: 1-558 (185 amino acids)
Molecular function (GO): DNA-binding transcription factor activity
Source: RefSeq, a predicted model, not a curated record
AUGCAGUCACUGCACCGUGUGGAACAGUCGGAUCCUGUCAUGAUCUUUGCAUCAACAACGCGUUCACAAGCUCCAUGCUAUCUAACAUCGCCUACUGUGAAUAACAGUGAAGCUCGUUUACUUCCGAUCGUAAGCCCCAUGAAAAGAAGUCGUAAGAGUCGCAUUGUGUUUGAUUUCUCCACCGAAGAGAUGGCCAAAUACUUUCAUAUGUCACAGCGUAAAGCUGCUCAACAGCUAGGAGUUGCUACGGUUACUGUCAAACGAAAUUGUCGACGUCUCGGCAUCGUGUGGCCCUAUCGUCUUAUGAAGUCAAAACGACACACCAUCAAUCGGUUAACAAUUUCACGUGAAGAUGCACAGCGUAUUCGACACGAGCGCUCGCUUGCACGGGCCAAAGCCAGUUGUUCACUUGCAGAUCGUAUUCAUAGUCAGUCACUGGAGAGUGCCGACGAUAAAACCGCUGCGAAUGUCUUGACAAUGUUAAAUCACAACCAAAUUGAGCUCACAGAGGCUGGUCGUGCGUUUGCACGGCUACCAUUCGACUGCAAAGAGACUUAG